Messenger RNA from Aethina tumida (small hive beetle), 4847 nucleotides. Its product is annotated as disintegrin and metalloproteinase domain-containing protein 10-like. The coding region runs from base 225 to 3464 and encodes 1079 amino acids. Gene Ontology annotation, biological process: membrane protein ectodomain proteolysis; Notch signaling pathway. Gene Ontology annotation, molecular function: metalloendopeptidase activity. The transcript is spliced from 12 exons. Lineage: Eukaryota; Metazoa; Arthropoda; Insecta; Coleoptera; Nitidulidae. Gene Ontology annotation, cellular component: plasma membrane. The record is from RefSeq and is a predicted model, not a curated record.
UCGACGCGAAACCACUGGUGGCGUCAGAGCGUGCGUAGGAGAACCGCGUUGUGUAGACACCAACCUGUUUUCACGGGAAAUGUUCGCCACGGUCGAGUCGACAUAUCUCCAUGUCGACUCCGUUUCGUCCUGCGGAUGAACUGUUGCAACUGUACGCGGAAAAUGACACUGUCCAUCGACCCAGAGGUCCACUGUGAUUGCCCUGUGUGCGGACGUUAUUUACAAUGUUUUUAAGAGAGUUAUUGUUGUGCAGUGCUGUGCUCGUGUUCGCCUCCAACAAGGUUUACCUGGCCGAUGCUUCACCGUUAGAUCCUGUUCGACACAUUAAAGACAUAAACCUGAAAUCCUGGCUGCGCCAUUUCGAGCCGGCCGACUACGAUCCGACGGAGCUGAACAUCCGACGGAGCCGCGUCAGGCGGGAGCUCACCGAUCGACCGAACAUCAGAUUGGACAUCAAGGGCUACAAUCGGGUGUUUAAGUUGAGACUGGUACCGGACAAAGAGGUGUUUGCCGGCGACGUAUUAUUCGAAUCGACUAGAGGACUGAUUAAUUUCGAUCCCGGAGUUGUGUACACUGGAACUUUAGAAGAUGACGAAUCUUCAACGGUUCACGGCCUCAUAACCAGCGAAGGUUUGUUCGAGGGCACCAUAACCACACCAUCGGACGAAUACCACAUAGAACCACUGAGUCGUUACUUGAACUCGAAAGAUUCCAAGUCGCCUGCCACCUACCACUCAAUUGUAUAUAAGACAUCAGACGUCCAGGAUCCUAGAAAAGGACAGCCAUGUGCCUCGCACCAACUCCACCAGAACGGCCUCCACCAUUCGCAGAAGAGCUACUCGAAAUACAGACGGAAACGAUGGUUGCUGGAAGGCGAAGCCAAACUGCCUUACGACGACUCGAAUUAUCUGCAUCCAAACAGGAGCAGAAUACACUUCACCUCGCCAUUCGACCUGAACCAACCCAUAGAUGAGGAGAUGGACAUGCUUACUAACAGAACGAACGUCGACAUUUCCGGUUUGAUAUUCCGAAACGUCAACAAAAGGGCGACCGUCGAUCCGAAGAAGACCACGUGCAUGCUGUAUUUGCAGGCGGAUCAUCAUUUCUUUUCGAAAUACGGCACCGAGGAAGCUUGCAUCGAAGUUAUGACGAGGCACGUGCAACGCGUCAAUUCCAUCUACAAAAUCACUGAUUUUAAUCAAGAUGGAAAACCUGAUAACAUAACUUUUAUGGUGAAGCGAAUAAAAGUCCAUACAACCGAAGCAUUAAGAGAUCCUCUAUACAGAUUUCCUAAUAACUACGGUGUAGAAAAGUUCUUAGAGCUCUUUUCCGAGGAAGACUACGAUGCCUUUUGUUUGGCAUACAUGUUCACGUACAGAGACUUCGAAAUGGGAACUUUGGGAUUAGCGUGGACUGGUGACUUGAAAAACGCCGGAGGAGUUUGUGAAAAAAACGGGCACUACCGCGGCAGCAUGAAGUCCCUGAACACCGGGAUAGUGACUCUGCUCAACUACGGCAAACACGUCCCGCCUGCGGUCUCUCAUGUUACCCUGGCACACGAGAUUGGUCAUAAUUUUGGAUCGCCGCACGAUCCCGAACAAUGUACUCCAGGUGGCGAGGAUGGGAAUUACAUUAUGUUCGCCAGGGCUACAUCCGGAGAUAAGAAGAAUAAUAAUAAAUUUUCGCCUUGUAGUUUAAAAAGUAUCAAUCCCGUCCUAAACUUUAAGGCCAGAUCACCGAAAGGCUGUUUUACCGAACCGCAGGCGUCUUUGUGUGGAAACGGAGUGGUAGAAGAAGGGGAAGAGUGCGAUUGUGGGUGGGAAGAAGACUGUCGAGACCAGUGUUGCUUCCCGCAAAGACGUUACCCACCAAUUGACGAACCCCCAUGUAGAUUAACUCCUCGCAGUCAGUGCAGCCCCUCUCAGGGUCCAUGCUGUACGUCGGAGUGUAGAGUUAAAUUUGGAGAUAAAUGUAGAGACGACAACGGCUGCCGGGAUGAAAGUUUUUGCAAUGGCCGGAAUCCCCAGUGCCCUCCAUCUGUUAACAAACCAAAUAAGACUAUAUGCAAUAAGGAGUUUGUUUGCUUUAUGGGAGAAUGCACAGGAUCAAUUUGUUUGGCCUACGGCCUGGAAUCUUGUCAAUGCAUCCCCGGAAAAAGCGACCCGAAGACUAAAGCCUGCGAACUGUGCUGUAAACUGCCCGGCGACAAUCAGCCCUGCAUCUCGUCAUUCAACUGGAAUGACAUGCCUUACGACAUCCCGGACAUGUAUUCCAAGCCAGGAACGCCGUGCAACGACUACAACGGGUACUGCGACGUAUUUCAAAUGUGCAGGGAAGUCGACCCCUCCGGGCCUCUGGCCACGUUGAGAAAACUGUUGUUAAGCGAGGAAAGUAUUGCCAGUUUUAAAAGAUGGGUGCUCGACUAUUGGUAUGUGGUGGCCGCAGUUAUUGCCGUUGUCAUCGUUUUACUGAUAUUGAGCACCAAGUAUCUUGGUAAGAAGCCGAAUAUCAAACUGAAGUCCGUCACAAUAGUUCACAGUUCCACAACGGAAGCAGUUCGACUGCCAGUGGAUGAAAAUGGAGUAACAGUCCAUCCUGGCAUCAGAUCAAAACUGCCGCUCAAACGGAAAGUCAGAGACGGUAAAGUGAGAAGAAAGAAAAAGGUUAAGGAAUCAAUUAACAACAACUUGAACAGCCCUAACAAAAGUAAGGUAUCACCUAAGAAGAAGAAACGCGUUUCUGCAGCGGUGGGGGCGGAAGAAUCGAGAAAGAAGCCCACGGAGGCUACGAUAAUAGAAGUGCCUCACAGCAAAGUUAAGAAAGGCAACAAUCUGGCUAACAAGAAGAAAAAGAAGAAGAAGGAAAUAAUCGAUUACAGUGGGGCACAAACAGACGCUGACGGCAAGAAGGGCUUGAUCAACGCCGAAGUCGUCCACAAUCCUUUAACUCCAGAAGCCGAUCCAGUAGGCAAAGUACAAAAUUGGCUCAUGAAAUCGCAAUACGCCUUGCCCAAAUCGAAAUCCACUCCGGUUGGGUUAACAGACAAAUCAAGGCGUAGUCCGCAUAAAAGACCAACCAUAAGGCCUCGAACGGACAAGAGCAAGUCGCACAGCAUAGGCAACAUACCAAGUGAAAAAGAGAAGGUACGCCUACAAGUGGUUUACAAACCUCCGUUCAAGUUUAGCGUCAAGUUGCGCAAACCGGAAAAGACUAGCGUGGUGAUCGAACCGGUGAAGGUGCCGAGAACGGGCGUUCUGGUGCGAACCGUCCGCGAGGCGAAAGAGCCGAAACCCCUGAAGCUGGCCGACGGGAAGACCGUCUCGAAGCCGGCACCGCAGACAAGUGACCGGCCGCAACAGAGCGUCGACGUGACCGACGCCAUCGACGACUCGAACCUGCAUACCGUCCAGUCCGAUCUUGAGGUUCUGUUGUCGGAAAGCGAGUUUCUAUUCCCAGACGACUGACACGAUGUAAUUUCGCGAAUUAGCAAUUUAAGGCUGUGGAAAUAUUCCGCACUUCUUUGAGAUGCUUUACCUACUAUCUAAGUUUAUAACCCAUUGCCAUUACAUUCCAACUUGAUAUGCAAAAAGUGUUUUGGCCUAUAUUAUACAUCAAAACGAAUCAACUAAUGAAGGCCUAAAUCAAGUGUGUUUCACUCUAAUUGUAAAGUCUACUUUGAGUAUAUCAAGUUAAGUAAAAUAUACACAGGGUGCUAAUUUAUUCCUUUAACUUGCUAACAAAUUGUAUUAUAUCUAUUCUAUCAUAAAUCGAGUUAUUAUUGUUGAGUUUCCACCCUGUCUGUAUAAGAAAAAAAGUUAAAUAUUGCGACGGCUCUUAUCAGCACAGAUGAAUAUGUAUGUAAUUGUUCCCCCUCCAAUAAUAAGUAAAAAAUCUAGAGUGAUGUGUAUGAUUUCUAUAUGUGUGUGUUCGUUUGUCUGUCUGAGUGGAGACUUAUAUACGGGUGAAACUUUUUUAAUUGUUAUCAGUAAUUAGAACGUUAACUAAGACCAGUCCUUUGAAAGAAGGAAGAUAUUAAAAUUAACUGGCAGCUAAUAUCAUCUUAUCUAUGGGAGCGAUCGGGUAUUAACGCUAGAUUAAUUUUAACCAAAGUUUGUCAACUAUAGGCAUUGGUCUCAGAGAAUAACAGUCACCACAAUUAAAAUUUAAUAAAAAAAUCAAAAAUAUAAAAACAGUACUUGUUUUUCUUAUAUUUUCUCUGGAGACUAGUGAAUAAACAGUGAUUUUAUUAGGAUAAAUUCAAUAAGUGUGCGUGAUAUACAAAAUAACAUAACUUUAAUGUGUUGCCAUUAAAAUAUUUUUACACUGUAUGCUGACAGAUCAAUUGAAGUGGACGACAAAAUUAUGUAUAACUUAUGUGAUAUUUUCCAUAUGAACAAAAACUCAAGAUCAAUUAAACUUAUGUUAUUUUAUAUUUUGUCCUGUACAAAAUGAGAAAUAUAUAUUUAUUUACUUGACUGUAAAUAAUUUCUGCUUUGAUGGUAUUUUUGCAGUGCCAUUUUGUACUGUGAAUCUGGUAGUCUAAAAUUAGAUAAAUAAGAAUAAAGCAUUAUUUUUAAAUAAACUGUAAGUUGUACUUUAAACUGUUCAAACCUUUUAUAAAAAGAACCUGUGUCAACAAAAGAAUUUGCGUGCCAAAUUGCUUUUACAAAGAAGAUCUUUUGUAGUUCCGUAUUUUACCAAUUUUAUAUUUUCGAUAUUAAUUGUUGAUCUUCCAAAAAUUGUAUCGAUUUUAAACAAUUUGUACUGCAAUUAAUGUAUUCAUUCUUAAUUUUAGUGAUUCAGGACUUGUACUUAAUUUUACUUUAAUAAAUUUUUAUAAUGUUUUA